Messenger RNA from Aureobasidium uvarum, 504 nucleotides. NCBI's taxonomy places the organism in Eukaryota, Fungi, Ascomycota, Dothideomycetes, Dothideales, Saccotheciaceae. The record is from the annotation of a GenBank genome assembly.
AUGUUCGUGCCCGUUUCUAUGAAGAACAAGAAGACAGGCGAAACAUUGACGGAAGAAGAGCUCAAAGAGAAGAUUCGCAGAGACAAGGAGGAAGCAGAGAACCAGCGGUUCGUAGUCAGCGAUCUGGAAAUCAGGGACAAGAAAAGUGGGAGCAGAAGAGACGAUGACAAAAGGAGAAAAGAUGACUACUCAGACGAUGAGGAAAGAAGGCGGCGAAGAAGAGACAGGGAAAGAGAUUACGACCGUCAUGACCACAAAUCCAGAGACUACGAUCGCAAGGAUAAAAGAGAUCGAUCACGCGACCGCGAUAGAAGAAGAAAUCGUUCUCGCGACCAUUACGACAAGAAGACAUCAAGUCGAAGAGAACGUUCUCGGUCUCGUGAUCGGGAGUACGAGAGAAGGGACAGGGGAGACAGAGACUCUGGGAGAAGAGAUCGCUACGAAGACUCUUCAAAGUCUUCGAGUCGGAGGGACAGGGAUUAUCAUCGCUCUUCUCGUCGAUAA